UCAAUUCACAAUAAUAUCAUUGUUACGAAAUGUAAAUUCGGUGAUUGCGUUUUUUAAUUAUAGCAAUAUAUUUUACGUACUGUUUGUCAAAUGUGAUAUUCAACUAUAAAUGUUAUUUCUCCUGCGAGUAUAAUGCUUCUAUCUCAAUGGCAUCUAUAUAACUUAUAGUGGAAUUUCCAGCGUUUAGCUAGUUUGGAGAUGCUCGAGGAAAAAAGCAACUUUCCUUAUAUAUAUCUUGCAUCUUUGAAAUCUCAAAGUUAAAAGUGCCAUUAAAUUUUCACAAUUAAAUAUGCAAUACAGGAGUAAGGAAGAACAAAUUUCUGAAAAACUACUUUAUUUAUAAUAUAUAAAACUCAAAGACGUUUAUAAUCGAGGAAAAGAAUUUCUCAGAAAAGAAGCAAAGAUCAAUCUUAUAUAACUCGAUGGAAGAUUCUGUUACAUAUUAAUACAAUAUAUAAUAAACUGAUUCACCUUUGCGCAAUCGAUAGCGAAAGAAACUUUAUGUCAUCAUCAGUGUCAUGAUGCUGAGAUCGGAGGUUUCGUCGAGGGACAAUCUUAAUACUCUCACACAAUCGGAGGAACGACGUCGUACCGGAAGGUACGUCGCGGGCGGAAUGGCUCUUGCAUUUACAUUGCUCGGGCUGCAUCAUUUGCUUCUACGGGGUGCGUCCACGAUAGCGGGAGUGUGCGUACCCGCCAUCAUUAUGGCCUUGUACAUAAUCUGGGUGUUAUACUCCGCCCGCAGGGACAGGCGGAAGGCGCUGAGAUUCGUUACGGCAACGCAACCGACUGAAGUCAUCAAUAUUCCUUCCAGAUCCGGAUCUAAUGUUAUUUGCAAGAAUUCCACAAGCGACGACAAUUUAAAGAAAAAUUCGUCAAAUCUAUACAAAUCACAGAACAUUCGCGAAAAUCUCGCUUUUUCUAAUAAAGAUGAAGCGUAAGAAAAUCAGUUUAAAAUUUUUUUAAUGUUUGGAAAAAUCAUAUUUUGAAUAUAUGUUUACUGAAUGCUCAAAAGGAUGUACACAUACGUUACUUAAUUCGAAAGAAUACAUUUGUAAAACAAAUUCAUAAUAUAUAUAUGACCUACAUUUUUGUA
This is a messenger RNA of Nylanderia fulva, 1096 nucleotides long. RefSeq lists its product as uncharacterized. The record is from RefSeq and is a predicted model, not a curated record. Lineage: Eukaryota; Metazoa; Arthropoda; Insecta; Hymenoptera; Formicidae.